This is a messenger RNA of Medicago truncatula (barrel medic), 774 nucleotides long. RefSeq names its product phosphatidylinositol 4-phosphate 5-kinase 8. Bases 1 to 774 code for a protein of 257 amino acids. NCBI's taxonomy places the organism in Eukaryota, Viridiplantae, Streptophyta, Magnoliopsida, Fabales, Fabaceae. The transcript has 4 exons. The record is from RefSeq and is a predicted model, not a curated record. Gene Ontology annotation, cellular component: cytosol.
AUGAACAAAGGUCCUGAUAGGGUGACAAUGUUAGUUGAUGGUGAAAACCAUGACAAAUUUAAUGUUUCACCUAGUGAGGGAAAGUACACAUGGUCAAGUGGAACAAUCUAUGAGGGUGAUUGGGUUAAUGAAAAAAGGACUGGGAAAGGACCGGUCAUAAAUCCGUCAAGAGCAAGUUUUGAGGGUGAAUUCUUUAGGAAUUCUCGUCAUGGUCAUGGCACUCUUACAAAAUCCAAUGGGGAUGUCUUCAUUGGUAACUUUGAAAAUGAUCUUUUCCAUGGCAAGGGAAAGUACACAUGGUCAAGUGGAACAAUAUAUGAGGGUGAUUGGGGAAAGCACACAUGGUCAAAUGGAACAAUAUAUGAGGGUGAUUGGGUUGAUGAACAAAGGACAGGGAAAGGACGGAUCAUAUAUCCAUCAGGAACAAGUUUUGAGGGUGAAUUCUCCAUGAAUUCCCGUCAUAGUCACGACACCCUGACAAAAUCCGAUGGGGAUAUCUACGUUGGUAACUUCGAUAACGAUCUUUUCCAUGGCAACGGAAAGUACAUGUGGUCAAAUGGAACAAUAUACAAGGGUGGUUGGUUUGAUGGAAGAAGGACAGGGAAAGGUCGGAUCAUAUAUUCAUCAGGAUCAAUUUUUGAGGGUGAAUUCUCCAAGAACUCCCGUCAUGGUCGCGGCACCCUUACAAAAUCCAAUGGGGAUAUCUACGUUGGUAACUUCGAGAAUGAUAUUUUUCAUGGCAAGGGAAAAGAUCAUGAUGACGUGAAAGGGUGA